AUGUCCACUGCUCCCAAGUCUAAUGGGUGGGUGACAGUGGCGAUCGCCCUCCCUAUCAUCCUCUUUGUUUUCGUAUUGAUCCUAAUUCUGGUGCUCCUCCGUCGACGUGUGCAAAAGCGGGCGCAGCAGCUAGAAGAUGGUGCCGUAUGGGAACGUGGACCAUUGAUCAUGGUGAACCAGACGACGGUCGUCCAUAGAGGCCCUCGAUGGACUCUGCCACGAAACCCUACUUUACGAGUACCCUUCCUCUCGUGGGGCGGUCGUCCACCUCCAGAAAACCCUGUCAUGGAUGCGGCUACCUCAUCCAUAGGAAGUCCUAAGGAGCGCUUCAUACUUAUACACCACGAUCGCUCAACGGCUAGCACGACUGACUCGCACAAUGACAACCCGGAUGCCAGCGGUUCAAGUUACCGUAUACCCCAGUCGCCGCCCCGUCCAGACUCAAAAGAGGCUUCUGACGAAUAUGAGUCGAGCUUAGGUCACGAUGUGGCUACAGCAGUUCCGAGCCUGGCGGUUCGCAUCCCCCAGUGGCCGACAUGGCUCCCGCGCUGGCCUUCUCCUUCCGUCAGCCGGAAUGCAAGCUCCUCACAAGGCCACAGUACCUCCGCGAAAUCCGAUGACCCAUAUCCACAGUUGAAGCUUCAGCCGCCUCGCGUUGUCCGCCUCGAGCCGAGCUUCCUACGGGAAUACCGUCCCCUCAACAAGCACGCACACACCGAAAGCACAACGUCUCUCAUCCCAUCCGACGCGCCUCCGGGUGUGAGCGAACCCCCAACUCCCAGUUCUACUCCACCGCCCACCGCUGCCCCGUUGCCCCCUCCCUUGGCCCACGCCCGCCACGACUCGAACCCCGGCCCCAGCACGCCGCCGAGUCGCACCCCAAGCGUGCCCAGUAGCCUCCUCGCAGGGCGCCGCCCAAGCGCAGCACCCUCUCAUUCCUCCUCCGUCGCACGCUUCCCUCGCUUCGACGGUGGCACGGACAGCCAGUCGUCGUCAGAGCCGCUUUCGCGAACUUCCACGGCACCAUCAGAGUUCGCGGAUGCCGGCCGCCUCCCGAACCCGUUCGCAAGUAGCGCGUCACCGUGGCGCACCGUCCUUGCUGUCGUGGGUGAGGCGGGGAGCGAGUCGGCGGAGGGCCAGAGUGCCGUAACAGGAGGCGUGGACAUGGGCGUGAAUAGAGGGCAGGUUUUGCCGGUCACGCCUGGAUCGCCCCUUCCCCGUGUACGCUCGCAGCGUGCGUUCCGUGAGACGCCGUUGUAUCUGGAGCAGCCACCAGAGGAAAGACCUGCGUCGGAAGCUGCGAUGCGUGGGCAUGGACGGUGGCCGUCGUCGGCUACGGGCACUUUGUCGUCGAAGCCGUCGCAGUCGAGCUCGGCGGUGCUGUCAUCGAACCCAUCGUACGCGACAGAUGGUUCUGCGCGGACUUGA
This is a messenger RNA of Fomitopsis serialis, 1428 nucleotides long. RefSeq lists its product as uncharacterized. The transcript has 2 exons. The record is from RefSeq and is a predicted model, not a curated record. Lineage: Eukaryota; Fungi; Basidiomycota; Agaricomycetes; Polyporales; Fomitopsidaceae. Bases 1 to 1428 code for a protein of 475 amino acids.